UGCCGUGGAAUCAGUCGUUUGCGGGUAAUCGAGCGAAAUGGUUGAACGAUUCGGCUUGGCUUCACGAACGCAACAAAAGCCAAUAGCAAUAAAAACACACUAAAUAUACUUGUAAAUAUUGCUAAAAUUAUAGUCUAUGGAAAGUUGUAUGAAUUCUUAAACGCAAAAAUAGUGAAACGCGAAAACAAAGUAAAACGCAUAAUCAAAAUUAAGUGAGUGCAUGUAAAAACCGAAAGCAGAGGCUUGUGUAUGCAUAUUGCUUGAAUAUGGUUGCGAAUUCAUAAGCCAACACGAAGGAUAACAGCCAUAUAGUACGAAGUACUGUUAUAUACAUAUAAGCGAGUGAACUAAAAAAGCGCAGUUGUAAUAAAUCACCCGUUCGAUAAAUCAAAAAUAACAGCGCUCUCCUGAUACCGAACAGUGAUUAAGAUAAUUAGCAACAAAUGAGCGCAGCUGUGAAAGUUCCAAAUAAUUAGAACCAAAACAAAUCUCGCUUUGGAGUGAAAUAUUGUGCAAGAGACGCCGUAGGAUAACUUUAGCCAACCGGCUCUGGCAGAACACAGCUACAAGACGCCGCAAUGCCAGACACAAAUAAAUUACUGAAUAACGGUUAUCUGCGCACACCGCACAUCUUCGGCCUAAGCACCGGCAGCAGCAUGGAUGACAGCGGUGCCACGGCGGCCAACUCGCCACUGUUGGAGGACAGCAGCGGCGUCGCCACAACAGCACUGUCGGACGACAAACUAUUGAGCCUGCAGCAGAAUAGUCGAAACCUGAACAACAGUGCCGCGAACAACGGACCGCACGUCAAAUUGCCCAUGGUCGUCUACUUAGGUAGUGACAGCGGUGGCGGUCGCGACGUUGGUGGUACAAAUAUGGGCGCAAGUUUAGGCGGCGGCAUCGGCAGUGGCGCAGCACGCACAGCGCUACAGCGCAACGUACCCUCGCCCUAUCAGAGCACCACAGCACCGAUGCAUCUCAGCCACCGCAACCAUCCCCACCAGCACAGCGACUGGUUGACCAAGGAGCCAACGCAGCGGCGGCGUUUGCUUAUUUUGGCUGCGGCCUUCACGGUGCUUGGCGCUGCGAUCGGCGCCUUGGCGAUCUACUUUGCGAGCAGUAAUCGUUGUCAUUCGUUGCCCAUGGCAGGCACGGCGGUGAGCGUCAGUAGCAGUAGUAAGGACACGGAACCUAAAGAUGUGAAGUUUCCUCAACGAAAUAUUUGCUUAACGGAGGAUUGUGUACGGACAGCUGCUUCUUUACUUUCGGCCAUGGACACGUCGGCGGACCCUUGUACGAACUUUUUUCAAUACGCAUGUGGUACGUGGAAUAAGAUACAUAUCAUACCCGAAGAUCGCAGUUCGAUAAGCACAUUCGAGGUUUUGUCCGACGAACAGCAAGUGGUGUUGAAGGGCGUACUAGAGGAGUCCAUUAAGGUCGACGACAACAAAGCCACCAUCAAAGCCAAACAGUUUUAUAAGAGUUGUAUGGAUUUACCUCAGAUUCGCAAAAUUGGCGAGGGUCGCUUAAAGGAGGUGCUCCAGUCGCUUGGCGGUUGGCCAGUGAUCACACCGAACUGGCAGCCGCCCAAUAUGACCAUCGAGCAAUUAAUGGGACUUAUACGUGGUAAUUAUAGUGAACCGGUGCUAGUCGAGCUAUACGUGGGCGCCGACGAUAAGAACUCUUCCGCUAACAUCUUACAAAUCGAUCAACUACAGCUGGCGCUGCCAUCACGCGAUUACUACCUGAAACCGAGCAGUGAAAAUGAUUUGAAGGCCUACCAUAAGUAUAUGACGCAAACCGCAAUACUACUGGGUGCUGAUCCCGUGACUGCAACGCAAGAGCUAGACGACGUGUUGCAAUUUGAAAUUAAACUGGUGAACGCUUCACUGCCCGAAGCGGAUCGACACGACACGAGCGCCAUCUACACGAAACUCACUUUGCCUGAGUUGCAAGCUCAAGUGCCGCAACUGAAUUGGACAGUUUUUCUAAAAACCGUACUAGGACCCGAUAUCGAAUUGUUGCCGGAUGAGGUGCUGGUCAGUUACGCCAUGCCAUACCUCGUGGAAAUGGGUAAGAUUCUAGAGAAUGCCGAUCGCCGCGUGGUACACAACUACGUCAUUUGGCGUUUGGUGAUGUCCAUAAUGGCACACAUGAUCGACGAAUAUCAACGCGAACGCAUUGAGUUCCGCAAAAUAUUGCUGGGCGUACAAUCGGAGCGCAUGCGUUGGUCUCAGUGCGUUGAAUGGACAAAUAAGAAGCUAGGCUUGGCGGUGGGAGCGCUCUUCAUACGGGACAACUUCAAUCAGGAGAGUAAAGAUACGGCGCUUGAAAUGAUACACACACUGAGGGAGGCAUUCAAUGAGUUACUAACGGAAAAUCACUGGAUGGACGACGAGACGCGGGCGGUGGCUAGAGAGAAGGCGAACGCUAUGAACGAACGCAUCGGAUAUCCGGAAAUUCUCAACAAUGCAACGGAGCUGGAGAAAGAGUACGAAAAUCUCACAAUCGUGCCCGAUAAUUUCAUGGAGAAUGUGCUUAACAUACUGAAAUGGGAUUCGGACAAAAAUUUACAGCUGUUGCAUCAGCCCGUCGAUAAAGAGAAAUGGACGACGGAACCGGCUGUGGUAAAUGCCUUCUACAACCCGAACAAAAACGAUAUCGUCUUCCCGGCAGGGAUAUUUCAACCACUAUUUUAUAGCAACAAUUAUCCGAAAUCGGUUAACUACGGCGGAAUCGGUGUCGUGAUCGGACAUGAAAUAACCCAUGGCUUCGACGAUAAAGGACGACAGUUCGACAAGGACGGCAACAUGAUGCAAUGGUGGAACAAUGCCACCAUCGAAGCUUUCCGCGAACGCACGCAAUGCAUCAUCGAUCAGUACUCCCGUUAUAAGAUUGAGGAGGUGGGCAUGUAUGUGAACGGUCGCAUGACGCAAGGUGAAAACAUAGCGGAUAAUGGUGGACUUAAGCAGGCUUUUCGGGCCUAUAAAAAGUGGGUUAAGCGGCAUGGACCCGAACCGGAAUUACCAGGUCUAAAUCUCACGCACGACCAACUAUUCUUCUUGAACUACGCACAAAUCUGGUGCGGCUCUAUGCGUCCCGAAGACGCCGUCACGAAGAUACGCUCUUCGGUGCACUCACCCGGUUUCAUACGCGUACUCGCGCCACUCUCGAACUCAAAAGACUUUGCCGAAGCGUACAAAUGCAAACUCGGCUCGCCGAUGAAUCCUGUAGAAAAGUGUAGCGUGUGGUAGAAAGUUCGCUAUGUAGUACAUAUACGUGCUAACAAACUAACUUUAUUAAAUAUAUAUAUAUACAUACAUAUAUGUAUAUACAUAUGUAAUUUAUAUAAGCAUAAAAAAGCUAUUAAAUCAGAAUGUAUACAAUAAAUUUGAUUGGGUAGCACAGUGUAAUAAUGCCAAGGCAUAUAAAUAUUCAAAGCAGUUUGCUUAAAGAAUAGAAUUAGUAUCUAAUGAUUUUAUUUUUUUAUAAAUGUUUUAAAGCAUUAUUGAACUUCGUAUAUAUACGAGGAUUAAAUAAACAAAGAGAAUGUUAAUUUGAGUGAGUAAAAUUAACAUGAAUUAGGUAAAUAUCGUACGUCAGCACACACAUACGCACACACACACACACAUAUAACAAGCUAAGAUAUAAAUAUAACAAACCCUCAUUUGCGAAUUUGUAUAACGCAAAUACAAACACACAUACAUUGCUCUAACCAUUCAUACAUACAUACAUUUGGUAUGUGUGCCUACAAGUGUACAUACAUACAAUUAAAUACGGCACAAUUCAAUACAAAAAUUAAGAUACAUAUAAUUAUGAAGUCGUGCACAGCGCAGAUAAAAAAAGGAAAAACAACAACAAACCUAUACAUGUAUAUGUGUAAAGAUAAAAAUGCAUUCACACACACAAAAACUAUGUACUUAGUAUAUUGAUAACAAACACUGAAGAAUAAAAAAUGAAACAAUAUCGUAAUUUCACAAACGUAA
Bactrocera neohumeralis is the source of this 3986-nucleotide messenger RNA. RefSeq names its product neprilysin-1 (gene Nep1). Gene Ontology annotation, cellular component: plasma membrane. The coding region runs from base 579 to 3254 and encodes 891 amino acids. The transcript is spliced from 10 exons. The record is from RefSeq and is a predicted model, not a curated record. Gene Ontology annotation, molecular function: metalloendopeptidase activity. Gene Ontology annotation, biological process: protein processing. NCBI's taxonomy places the organism in Eukaryota, Metazoa, Arthropoda, Insecta, Diptera, Tephritidae.